AAUAAGUGACAGAUUUCACAGAUGCACCAGAAGACCCCCCACCAGAAACUCAACACGGUGUUUUUAUUCCUGUUUGGCUCCGUGUAUGAGGCACCCACAGCAGCGGUGAUGGGUCGGUAAAGCCUCCCCGGUGUUCGGACGGCGCUCCAGGCCCGGGACGGGACGGGACGGGACGGUCGGUGUCGCCAGGCUAAAGGCUAAAGGCUAAAGGAGCUCAGAGGCUGUAAUCCCCGGAUGUAUCCAUCAUGGCUGCCGCUCGCUGAGCUGUCAAGCUCUCUACAAAAGAAAAGAAACUUUCAAAUCCAUGGAUUCGCUGGAUAUUUGUGCAGCUACCUCCACGGGAGAUAAUAAACGUCGUGUCAACAAGAAGAAUAGAGAUUGGCACAGCCGGCUCCACCUCAGGAAGACCGCUGUUCAGCCCCCAACUAUGCAAAGUGAAGAUAAGCAUGGACCAAAGAAGAUAGCAGAGGAGUGGGAGCAAAGCACAAUGUGGCCUUCAUCAAAGAAGCCCCGCCAGGAAGCACAACGGCGUCAACGCAGGACAAAUAAUGGUGGAAAUUCACUCAGGUUCACAUGCUCUCAAUGCAAGGACAACUUGGAAUACGUUCCCAAAGACUUAGUGAGACACUUUGAGGAAAAUCAUAGGGGAAGCCCACCAGUGUUUUCUUGCCAUAUGUGUACUUUUAAUACACAUGAGUUCUCCUACCUUCAGGUUCAUCUUUUAAGCCACAAGGACACUUUUUCUAGUUGCAGCAUUUGUAAAGACAAUGUUCAGCGCACGUGGUCUGAAUUCAGUGCACACCUGACAAUGUGUCAUUGCCAAAAUGGCAAAUAUUCAUGUGAAAUAUGUAAUAAGUUCUCUACAGGGGAUGACAGUGUCUUUUUAGAGCACAUAUGUCUCCAUAACUUAAGCCUAGAUGGAACCAGUGAGCUGGAGGCAACGGACAACAAGCAGUUCAGGCCUCAAACAACCACUCAGACGUUACGUUGUCAGUACUGUGAUUAUGAGGCAUCUCAGAAAUUGCUUACUAAGCACAUUAAUGCUGUACAUGGUGGUCAGAAUUGUAACCAGAAAAAGAAGGAGGUUCAUUCCUUUGCGAUGAAGCCAAAUGACCCGAUCCCAAAAAUUAAGCCUAGAUUAACUAGAAGUGCAGUUAGGGAAAUGUGUUGGCUGACACAGGACUGCCUCUCUCUGCCAGGCAGGGAAUUCUUGGAUAAAUACUGCCAUCUGUCAGAUCCACAAACAACACUAGAGGAGACUCAACAGUUUUUAAUGAAAUCUGUAGCUGGGGAAACCGGCAAACAGAAGUGGACCAAGGCUCUCAAAACUGUUCUGUCCAAUGUCCCUCAGGACAUGAAUCUGCAUCCGAAGGCAGAGAAUGGCAUCAUGUCAAACUCUGUGUUUCCUGACAGCAGCAGAGAUGUGACUGUCCUCACGGUGCAGAACAAGAUCACCGUCGCUCAGAACGGUGCUACUUACGCCAAAAGGUUGAAAAUGAUGGCGUCGUCAGAAAAAGAAACCGUCUCUGCUGAAAGUACCGCUGCUGAUGCUCGAUGUGUGUUUGACCAAAAUGGGUGUGAGUCAAACUUGAAUGAAAAUACACACGGUCCACAGGCCGAAACAAAACUAAGUCAUGACGUCUUAAUAAUGUCAGUCCAGAAUGAGACAUCCGAGUGCACUCAGAUGCAGGAAAACCGAGAGAAUCAGGAACUAAAAACGGAUCUGAAUGGUGAGGAACACAGCACGACAAGCGAGGAACCCAAACAUUUACAUCCACAGGACGAUGGGGUUAAUAUUUCCAAUGAGUUAAAAAUGCAAAAUGACAACAAAGAGCAGACAUGUGUUUCUAAAGCUUUACCAAAAAAGAAGAGAAGGAAUCAAAGAGCGAAGCGAAAGACCCGGUCUAAAAAAGCAGAUGCUUCUUCAGGUUUGGCCUUAAAGAUAGUGUUAAAGAAAAACCCAGUAAAAGAAAAGCAGUGGGUGUCACAGAGCUCAGUGGAUGGCAGCGAUGAACCGCCAGAUCUUCAGUCAGGAGUGGAGGAAACUGCACAUCCUCCACCCACAGAAAUACACCAGAAGAAAGUUUCCAAGACUGACAUGCAGGACCCCUCAGGAGCCAUCACUUCAACGUCACAAAAGCCGGGGGAUGAAGUCCUCCACAACUGCACCUUGGAGCCAGAAGGGCCCGAAAACGUGGAUGCAAACGGGCUGGAGGGGCACCAGGAUGCACAGAAACCACUGCAGAUCUUAGAGAAAGAAGAAGACAGGAGCGUUUCAGGUGCUGAUACCAGGGUGGAAAUGUGUCUGGGGAACGUGCAGCUUCAAGCCUGCGACGGCAGUGAGGACUGCCAUGUGUCGGACAAGGAGAAGGAUUCUGGAGUGACUCCCUGCAGCAGUUACACCAAGGCUUCCCCUGUUUCGCAACCUGUUAUUACACCACAGGGUGCAGAUUUGAGCGUCGCUGUUUCGUCACAUGAGCCGCCCGUGGAUGGGAUGAGGGAGGGAGUGGCUGCAGACGCUCACCUCAGCAAGUUCACAUCUGAAAAAAAUCAACAGCAGUCCUCGCCAACACCAGCACCCGCCCUCCGCCGGCAGCCAGUCCCAAAAAACCUGGAAAGAACCUUGAAUUUAGUAGCCAUAAAUGCCAAUCAGCUGAUAAAGCGUCCGGCCGGAGACCAGCCCGUUGUGGUGCUCAACCACCCGGACGCAGACAUCCCAGAGGUCACCAGGAUCAUGGAGGUCGUCAACAGGUACAAAGGAGAGGUCCGGAAAGUCGUACUGUCCCGCAGGACUCUAAACGCGCUCUCGGACGCAGACGGCGAGGUCGCGGAGACAAACGACCCGUCGGACGCAGACACCGAAUCCGAUCCCGCGUCGCUCGGGAAAACCCCGGUGCAGGAGCGAUUUGUUUUGAAACUCAAACUUCGCAGGUUAAGCAGGAAGAAGUACGAGGUGGUGAACACGGCGGCGGCGUCUCCCAGCAGGGACGUGGAGACCAAGUUCAGCUGCUGGUUUUGCGGCAGGGUCUUCGCAUGUCAGGAAACGUGGAUGGUCCAUCGGCAGCGACAUCUGAUGGAGUGGAAAAGUCCAAACUGUGAAAACUCUUAAAUGUCGCACACACUGGAGGACAAUACGAUCUGGAAGGAGAACUUUGCAAUACAACGAAACUAUCAUGGAAACGUAUCCGGUCUCCAUUUUUUUUUUUUUUUUGUAAGUCUUAAGUUAGACUGGUAGGAUUUGAGGAGGUUAACGUGGAUAUCAUGCUUCCUGGAGGGUUCAUGUUCUCAGGGUAAUUGAAAUAUUUACCUAUUGUCUCUCUCCAAGUCUGAGUAGCUUGAUACACCGUUUGUACAUCAGUAAUUAUUUGUAAAGCCACAAAAACUGUGGAAUUGUUUAGUAAUAAUUUAGUCCUUUGUACUGUUUAUAUUUUGUCUACACAAUAGCUUUAUUUAAGGUGAUUCUAAGUACACUGUUGUAUGAAAUCUUUUAUAGAACACUGUAAUAUGUAUAUUUGCCAUACCAUCGGAGUUUGAUGAAUCAGUUUAUGUACGGGUAGGCUAUGCAGUGUGGUAGCUAUCAUAUUUAUGUGUUUGGAAUGGGACGCAGAGGCCCGCAAGUUACUCAGAUAUACCAAAACUGUGUGUUUUUUUUAAGAAGAAAAUGGAAAAAAAAAAACACAAUAAGCUGUUUUACUCAACAUUUAUUUAUGACUUAGUCUUUAUACGCUUUCUUUUUACAACAGGCCGCUGGAAGAAGCAGUGUAUUUGUCAAAGUUCCGUGUAAACUCCAGAUUAUCAUGCAGAGAUGUUAUCCGAAGAGGUGUAGUCGCGCUUUCAUUUCCCCCGUAGACGAUUAAUUUAAAAACCUGUGUGAUGUUGAUGAAAUACAGCAAAAUCUUCUAAAAAUCAAGCUCUAUUUUUUUUCUUAACAUGAAGAGGUUU
Sphaeramia orbicularis (orbiculate cardinalfish) is the source of this 3942-nucleotide messenger RNA. It is a transcript of the gene znf518a, whose product is annotated as zinc finger protein 518A. The coding region runs from base 305 to 3109 and encodes 934 amino acids. The record is from RefSeq and is a predicted model, not a curated record. The transcript has 3 exons. NCBI's taxonomy places the organism in Eukaryota, Metazoa, Chordata, Actinopteri, Kurtiformes, Apogonidae.